AUGUUAGCAACAACAGCACCAAACUCGUUAGUCAUGAACCCAACUUCAAUGUUAGUAGAGAUGAAAAGCUUCAUUCCUUCUUCAUAUACUUUCGAAACAGAAAUCCAGAAGAUAAAGCAAGAACUUCUCCAAGGAGAUUUAGAUUGCACUGCAAAAGAUGAAACAGAUGAAGAAUAUCUUUAUGAAAUGCAGGAUAUUAUUGACCAUCUACCUAAACUUCCUGAAAUCCAACAACAAAAACUCACUAUUCCAGAAUUCGAUGAAAUAGAAGUCAAAGCAACUGACUCAGUAGAAAUAAAGAAGUUCAUACGAAAGGUUAACUAUGAGUUUCUUGGAUUUCAUUGCAACCACAAAGUCAUGGACAAAGAUUGCGAUAUGGUAUAUAAGAACAUCUCUGACAUAUACAAAUCUGGGGAGUUUAAGACCUACGACAACUUUGUUUCGUUAGUUGCUGAAUGUGUAUGGCAGAUAAGAGAUAAAGAUAGAAGAGGUAAGAUAUGGAAUGAACAGAUAAAACCCGCAACUUUUGA
Trichomonas vaginalis G3 is the source of this 530-nucleotide messenger RNA. RefSeq names its product organellar and viral DNA polymerase type B. The transcript has a single exon. The record is from RefSeq and is a predicted model, not a curated record. The annotation marks the transcript as partial. NCBI's taxonomy places the organism in Eukaryota, Parabasalia, Trichomonadida, Trichomonadidae.